UUGAACGCCCUAACGGUACGGAAAUCUUGUGCGCGAAAACGACGUAAAGCGCGAGGCAGACGUGCGAAUCGCAACCGCACAAGAUCAACGUCAAAUCCUGGCACUAAACAGUCUGUAAGAUCGAUUCGUGAACCGAAUUAACACAAAAUAAUAAAAAAAGGGGGUUAAUUUAAAUGGCUAAUCGACCGAUGGCGAAGCCGGAGUAAUUAAGUCGAGACGCGGGGCUCGAGCUGAGUGUCACCGCGGACUUAAAUUUGAGCACAACGAGAUUCGCGUGAAUUGGUUUGAAACGAGUGCUAGGCGAGCGAGAGCAGGCUCUAGACUGACUUUUGAGGGCCGCUACCCAGAGCGCGGAACAUCCAGCCGUCCGCCUCGAUCCCGUGAACGACAAGUGUCGAUCCGACGACAAACAGCUAAUCGGGCACGCGAAACACGCGUGCAAACGCGUCAGGUACAGACGAUAGACGAAAAAUAAUUUGGUUUCUCGCCAUCGAAAUCGAUCAGCGGGAGUUGGACUCGAGCAGCCGACCCGUACAGACGUAGUCCUCUCUCACUUCAGUUAUAUUUUAACAAAAGUUAGGCUAUCAGCCUUAUAAAGAAUGUAUAUAAAGUAGUGGAAAGUAUUAAAUUAAUGUACAUAAGGGGUCGGCUUUAAUAUCAGAAUACAUUCCAACAAAUUAUAAAGGACAAAGAACAAGGGACGAAGGAAAUUCAGCUGAGCACGUGCACAGCGUGCGAGUGGCACACACUGAAUACAUGAUCGGCCAUCUUAUGGAAAACUACGCAGAAAGGAGAAAAAUCAAGUAGAGAAAAUCUAUGGGAGAAUUGAAGCUAUCCGAAUCAAAAAUCUCAGGAAAUUAGACCGCAAACCAAUGUAAGAUGUUAACCAGAAUAAUCUAGCCCUCAACUAAAGAAGGUAAGUCUGGAGGCUUAAACUGAUAAGAUUUUCGUAUGCUCGUUUAGCAUGGCGUAGUAUGCUUUAAUUUAUUCUUUUUGAUUCUAUUUUCACUCAUUGCUUUUGCUUCACACAUUGAGCCUAUAACUGUUGUCUUUUCAAUUUUCACGUUCAUAUGAGAAGGGUUAAUCCGCAUUAUAAAUACUAAGAAAACGAAAGCAUUAUUAAAAAAAAAAAAAAUUAUUACAAAAAAAAAUUAUUCAAUUUAACAGUGAUAAAUAUGUGUGAUAUUAGCAUGGCUUUCCUUUGUUGUAAUUAUUAGUACAUUUUUAACCAAUAUUUGAAAAUUAACAAAUCUGUAAGCUGCAUCCGCUUUGAUAAAUCGGUCUUUUUCAUAUAUAAAAAUAUCAAAAAAAAUAUAUAUAUAUAUAAUUGAUAAGAAAAUAAAAUACAUAUAGUAAUAAAGGAAACUGAUUGCAAAUAAUUUAUUUGUUAAAAUUUAACAAGUUAAUAUACAUUAAAAAAAAAAAUUUUUUCAAAUAACUAGAUCACUAUAACUGUUUCUUCGAUUUAGAAGAAAUUCACUUUGUUUUUCACGAUCACUGUACGUGAACUUUAGAUACAUAAAUAAAAACAAGGUCAAUAUAUAUUUUGCUCUACAAAUUUUCUCUAGAUAUGUGAUACUGAUAUUUGCCAAUUUAUAAAUAUUCAACAUCGAUUAUAAAUUCUGAAGUACCUUAUAGUUAGUAUAAUUCUUCAAAAAAUAAAAUAAAAAGAAAUCUUAAAAAAAAAAGAGGAAGCAAACUGUUGUAGCAAGAAUUAUAACAUAUAAUAUAGUAAUAUAUAGACUGAUUGCUAGUUAGUUAUCUUAUUAGUUGAAAAGUAUAUAUAAUUAAAAAAAAAAAUAAAAAAAAAUUUUUUUUUCUUUGUACAUAUAUAAAUUAUACAUAAAAAAGGGGGGGGGAGAGAAAUAUAAAACCCUUAAUUAGUUUUUCAAAAAAGUUCAAAAAACAAAAAAUAAUAUAAAUAUAUAUAUAUAACAAUAAAUUGAAUGAAAGGAAUUAUUAUAUUUAUAGAAGAGGGUUAUUAAUUCCCCAAAUUAAUUACACAAUUUGAAUGAUUUAAAUAUGUAUUGGUCUUAAUAUAAGUUUGUAUUGAUAUGUAUCCAAAUAUAUAAAGAAAUAUAUGAAUAAAUGUUUUACACUUUAUAUAGGAAAUACAUUUCGCUUAACUAUUGGUUGUUGGCUCGCUUUGCCUUUCACAACUCUCAUGCAUGAACCCUGUAUAUACAAACAAAAUCAGGGCCAAUGUUUGUCUUGUUUCCCGAGUUGCUCCAUAAUAUACAAGAUUCAGGAAUUCCGGGAGACUUAUCAUGCGCUUGUGAUUUUGGAUCUAUCUGACGAUUAAAACAACAAUCAAUAAUUACCAUAAAAAUAAAAUAAAAAAAGGGAAUUACUUAACAAGUAUACAUAUCCAGUAAUCAAAAGCAAAUUUUAAACUUGCAUAUUCCAAAAGAAAAGGAUAUACCGUUAGAAAAAAAAAAAAAAGGUAUAUAUAAAUAUAAGUAAACUGUAAUAUUUCUAUGUCCAUAUUACCUGCUAUGGUUUACUGAUACUCGCUGAGAAUUGUUCUUAAUUGGAAAAUUGUUGAGAAAAAAAAAAAGGAAGAAGGAAAAAGAAAAAAUUAUUUAAAAUUAAUUGCAUAACUUUCUAAUAUCUGUAGAAUUUUCCAGUUGAAUCUCCAAGGAUAGGCUUGGAUAAUUAUAUAUUUUUGUUUAACGGGGAUUUACUAUAGCAUUUGUAUAAAUGGAUGACUAAAAUUGGUAUAGUAAUAAAUCAUAGAUCAUAUUUUAAGUGGGUUGUUCUCUAAUAUAAAAUUAUAGAAGAAAAGGCUGUGAUCACCAAAGAUAGGGUUAAAGAAUAGUUUAGAUAGGUAUAUAGUUAUAGUUUAACGGGGAAUUUACUCUGGCAUUUGUACAUAUAGAAUAUAAAGAUUUGUAUAGUAAAAAUCAUAUAGGGGGUUGCCAUAUAAUAAAAAAAUCACAGUAGAAAGAACGAGAUCAUCAAGGAUUUAUUUAAAGAUUGGUUCGGAUAAUUAUAUAUCUAUUGUCUAACGGGGAACUUAAUCUGGCAUCUAUAUAUAAAAUAUUAAGAUUUAUAUAAUAAUAAAUCAUAGAUCAUAUUCAUAAGGGGGGUGCUCUCUAGUAUAAAAUUAUAAAAGAAAAAGCUGUGAUCACCAAGGAUAGGGUUAAAGACUAGCUUAGAUGGGUAUAUGGUUAUAGUUUAAUGGGGAAUUUAUUCUAGCAUUUGUACAUAUAGAUAUAGAGAUUAGUAUAAUAAAAAUCACAAAUUACAUGAGUAAGGGGGUUGUUAUUUAAUAAAAAUCAUAGAAGAAAGAAUCAAGAUCAUCAAGGAAUUAUUUAAGAACUGACUUGGAUAAUUAUAUAUCUAUUGGUUAAUGGGGAACUCAAUCUGGCAUCUAUAUAUAAAAUAUUAAAUUUAGAUAAUAAAAUAUUACAAUUCACAUUUUUAAGAUCUAUAUAACAAAAAUCACGACUCACACUUUUAAGGGGAUAAUUAAAAAAAAAAAAAAAAAAAAAAAAAAAUCAUAAAGGAAAGGCUAUCAAGAGAAGGUCCAAUCAGCUAAAUAUAUACAAUAUUUUCCCAAAUGUCUAAGAGCAGCGCCAGACUAGCUAACAAGAAGGCCUCCUCAAGUCAGAAAUCAUCGGGUCCAGGAAGAGUAGAUAUGGAAAUCCCCAAGAAUCCAAAAAACAGAACUAUAUCUCCAUCUAUUAAAGAACACAAUAUAGGCACUGGUUCCCAGGAUUACUCGGUAUCUCAACAAUCCCAACAAUCUCUAGCCGAGAUCUUCCCUACCGAAUAUGAGCGGGAAGUUAUAGUUAAUACAAUCCUGGGACCUAAUGACGUAAUUAACCAAGAUUCUCAUGUUAACGUAGAGGAAUCUGCAAGAAUAAAAUAUAUUAAAAAUCAGCAGAACAAUCGAUAUUCGGUUGAAAAUGGAAGCUCAUAUCUAGUCUUUAUAGAAUCUCUAAGUGAGGACUCAGAAGAGAAUAUAGGUAAUCUCCAUCCAAAUACUAUAGGUCAGAAACUAUACAAGAGAAAAAUGGAAUCCAAAUACAAAUAUAUAUAUGAUAACAUUCUUAACUUUAGUAGAAAAGGAAAAAAAUUAAUUAGCAUAGAGUUUAGAACAAUGAAGGAGGCAAAUAAAUUUCUAGACCAUAAGGAGUUGAUCCCAGAGAACUGGUUUGCUUACAUCCCCAACUUUAAGAUCUUCAGAACAGGAAUUAUUAAAGAUGUUUCGAUUGACCUUUCAGAAACAGAAAUUCUGGAGGGGAUAGAAUUUCCUAAUAAUUCUUUCAAAAUAACAAAGAUCGAAAGACUAAAGUUUUUAGACCGAAGGAACAAUAAUUCUUUAAAACCAUCAAAUAGUGUUAAAAUCACUUUUGAGACCAGUCUUCUGCCGGAAUUUGUUUAUAUAUAUAGAUACAAGCAUAGGGUACUUCCAUUCAUUAAUAAGCCAAGGAAAUGCACUAAAUUUUGUCGUUGGGGCCACUCAGAUAGGAUGUGCAGAGGGAAGGUAAGAUGUUCCAGAUGUGGAGAAGAUCACCCCAUAGAAGAAUGUACCGAGGACACUUAUAAAUGUGUUAAUUGUGGAGGCCCACAUAGCCCCUUUGAGAGGUCAUGUCCCUCCUUUCAAUACCAAAAUUUAAUAGCACAUGUGAUGGCUUAUGUAAACUGCUCGAAUUUUAAGGCCAGAAGAAUUUUAAAAAAUAGAGAUAUUUCUGACAUUUCACAAAUUAGUCAGAUGUUUAGAUCCCAGGCUUAUGCGGGAUGGAAUUCAAGAUUGGAAUUGGGAAGGUCCCAUGGUCAUAACGAAAACACGCAUAGAGAGGAUUCACUAGAGGGAUUAAAAAGAGGCCCAACAAGAAUAUUUAGAGGAAAUUACACUGAAAAUGCACGUAAAAAUCGAAUCCCUGACCGCUCUGCUAGCAACAUAACUAACAUUCAAACGGCUCCUUCACAGGAAUCAUUAGGUUCACUCAAUCGCCAUAAAGACAUUCGUGAUAGGAGAGCUACACGUGUGGACUCGUUGAUAUCGUUAGCCGAAUCUCAUAACACAGCAGAUGGACAGGGUUCUAUUCCCUCACAGAGUCAAUUGGCCUUACCACCUUCAGGGGUUCUACUUAAUAAUCAAGUAAUUAAUGUUGAUGUUUUAUUCUCGCAUAUCAAUCGACUAUUGUCUUCGGAUAGCUCUAGGGAAGAAAAAUGGAACGAAUUUAACUAUUAUAUGAUUGCAUCCAAACUCUUCAAAGAACCUUAAUUUAAUAUUUUUUCUCUUGCAGACAUACCAAAAAAAAAAAAA
Molecule: messenger RNA, 5278 nt
Organism: Monomorium pharaonis (pharaoh ant)
Lineage: Eukaryota; Metazoa; Arthropoda; Insecta; Hymenoptera; Formicidae
Exons: 1
Coding region: 3563-5236 (557 amino acids)
Source: RefSeq, a predicted model, not a curated record